AAACGUUACCAUGGCACCAAUUCAACAGUGUUCUUAGAGGCAGCCACACCUCAGCAAGGACAAACUUGGGCCAGAAAAAUUAAAAGAACUAAUAGAAACAGCAAGAGUCCUGACAUGGUACCAGAGGAGACUCUUUAUGGCCUCUGAAUCUACGUGAAACAGGGCAUGGGACUUCAAGAAGGAAACAAAGAAGACUAGCGCCUCUAACACCUGGAGUGUGAUCCAAGCCUGGAGACAAAACGGUGAUCUGCAGCUAGACGACAAUAAAAUUAGCAAUGGAGCCAAUGUAUGAGGAGUAUCUAACAUAUGGUGGAACAAUUGUCAAACCUUAUUACUGGCUAAGCUUCUCUCUAGAUUGCAUCAACUGCCCUUACCACAUUCGGACAGGAGAAGAAGCAAGAGUGCCCUACACAGAAUUUCAGCAGAUUUUUGGAUUCCCAUGGUCAACAUACCCUCAAACAAAACACCUCACAUUUUAUGAGCUGAGAAGUUCCUCUGGGAACCUGAUACAAAAGGGCCAUGCUAGCAACUGUACCGGGAAUCACAGGCACCCAGAGUCAAUGCUCUUUGAGAGUAAUGGUUACCUUGACUCAGCCAUCUCUCAUAACAGCAACAUUAGACAUAUCAUUCUGUACUCCAACAACACCCCCUGUAAUGAGGCUAACCACUGCUGCAUCAACAAAAUGUACAAUUUCCUGAUGAUGUAUCCAGGGGUCACUCUUAAUGUUUUCUUUUCUCAGCUCUAUCAUACUGAGAGCCAAUUUCCUACCUCAGCAUGGAACCGUGAGGCUCUUCGGAACUUGGCUGGCUUAUGGCCCCAGGUCACUUUGAGUCCAAUAAGUGGUGAUAUUUGGCAUUCUAUUCUCGAAAAUUUUGUUAGUGGUGUCUGGGGAUCAACUGUUCUGCGGCCCUUUAUAGCUGGGAGGAUAAUGGCUGACAGGUACAAUGCUUAUGAAAUAAACUCCAUAACAGGAGUGAAGCCUUAUUUUAUCGAUGUUCUUCAGAAACAGCGCAAAGAGAACCAGAACAUAAAAGUUUGGGCAGCUUUUGAAAACCAUCCCUUAAACAAUGCUGAUCCUGGACAACCCAACCUGAGUCAGGACCCCAGAACUCCUGCGGUUUUCCUCCUGGUGCCUCACAAAGAUCUCCCGCCAAUCCAGGGGGGUCAAAACGCCCAGAAACCCAGGAACGUGGUAAGGCACCUGAAUAUGCCUCCACUGUCAUCAUUUGAGGGCAAAGACCUCAGAAACCCUCCCUUGGGCAGACCAGUGGAGGAGGCAGAAGCCACAAACCGGGCUGGAAGCAGCAAGGAGGCAAAUGAAAAGAACAAAAAGAAAUGGAAGAAAUAAGCUGAUCUUAUCAAGCCAAACACUUGCCAAAGGAUUUAGUAGACCAGCAAUAAAAAAUUUGGACAUUCUCCUUCCUAGGUCUAACUGAGAUGGGAAUAAAUUGAUGUAAUAAAAGUAAAACCUGAUUAUUUACUACAGAAGCUACUAUAAACAAUACUAUUUUUAACAUAAUCCAAAAUGUUGGCAUAAGUACUUUAUGUCUCUUUCUGAAAGAAACUAACAAAAUAAAUGCUUUUCUAAAUUUUUA
Molecule: messenger RNA, 1596 nt
Organism: Peromyscus eremicus (cactus mouse)
Lineage: Eukaryota; Metazoa; Chordata; Mammalia; Rodentia; Cricetidae
Gene: Apobec4
Product: apolipoprotein B mRNA editing enzyme catalytic polypeptide like 4
Exons: 2
Coding region: 276-1349 (357 amino acids)
Source: RefSeq, a predicted model, not a curated record